ACCUGAACGAUCGGUAGCACGGUAGGUGGUCUGUAGAUCGGCAGGAAGCUGCGGAAGGUUCCAGUUUUUGGGCGCGAAAUCGGCAAACAUCUGGAAGAGCAUAAUUAAGGGAUAUUUCCGAAGUCACGCGGUGGUGAACUCUGCGAAAAAUCGUACGAAAAUCGUGGAACGAGCGAUGUUUCUUGUGACGAGCAAAUUUAUGAGGAAAUGUCUAAGUUGUCAGUGGGAAUGCGAGGGAAACUAAAUAACAACAAGGAAAUUGAAAGAGAGAUUUGAGAGAAAAAUAUCUUAAAUUACAGCGCUGCGUUUUUUAAUAAAAACUCAGAGACGAUAGUUAUGACAGCAAUCCGCAAACAUUUGAGACGUUAAUGCAGUUGCAAAGUGCAAUUUAGGGGACUUCCUUCAGGAUUAAGACUUAUGAGAAUUUUCUUAGUGAUCUCUGUAUUUUUUUAGAAGAAUUAGACGUGGACAAUAUAAAUCGAUCAUGGACAAUAUAAAUAAAUCGAUAUGGCUGUAAUAAAUAAAUAAAUCUGAGGGAAGACAAUUGAAAUGCAAUUGCAAAAAAUGCAAUCUGAAGGAUGACGUAUUAAAAAUAUUUCAGAAAAAAAUAAAACCUGUAUGAUGAGAAGAUGGCCAAAUGUAAUCGUAAUAAAUCGGACAAUAAACGAAACAAUGCGUUAAAUAUAAUAAAACCAUCAGCAGUGUAACAUCAGCAACAACACGGAAUGACGGAGAAGAUUAUAAAUCAACGUAACCAAUUGAAUCCCGAUAUAAUUAAUGUCCCGAUUUCUAUCAUUCUUUUGCAACUGUAAGAAAGCAAAUUAAAAUCCCGCAUGAAAUAUAAGAAGGUUUUAUAGUCAAAAAAGGAUAAAAAUAUAACAACAUAUAAUAAGAUGUUAUUCUCACAGACAUGCAUCGCGAAUAUAAGAGAUCAUCGGGAUGAUGUUCGUAAGUAGUAAAUCGUUAUGUCGUUAAGUGGCAUUGUUAGACACGAACCGAAGCAUCUCGAGGUGUGAGUACCAAGUGUUAACAAGUGUUUGGACAAAUCUCAACACGUGCCCGGAGUGGUUCGCCAAGACACGUGCCGCUGUUUAGAAAUAUUAUCCUGCACGCGCCUAGCUGGCACGUGUCGAUCGUAUCUUUCAAUCCUCGAGACGUGUUCGAGGGUGCACAGGUACGAUCAGAAAUUCCGGCAAACUAUGAAAUCGUUCGACACGAGGAUUUGAAAUUUAGUUGCUAAGCUCGCGUCCAAUAAUUAAACGAUUAUCAUUCAAAGCGUCUAGAGGGAAGAAUUAAAUGGCGUAAGUUACACGACAGUCUCGUCGUUCUACGUCUAGUCAUACAAUCUAGUCGUAUUUUUCGUUAAUUAGUGAGCGAUCUUCAGAUCCGAUAAGGAACGCUAAAUUAAGGAAAUAUAUUAAUUAUAUUAUAAUUAAUAUUCGCGAGACUCUUAAUUAAUAAAUCUGAGUGAUUAUUGGCGAAGCGGACAUUAAACACCGUCAUCAUGUAUUCAAUGGACACUCUUGAACGAGAUAUGAUAAACCGACAGUACAUGUAUGAAGCGCACAGCUUCCUGGGUAAUCCAGCAAUCCCGGCAUUGCCGCCGCAUUGCGGGGUACCUACAACGGCAACGCUUCCGGCAGUGAUCCCGUCGCAGAUCCCGUCGUCCCAUCAUCCAUCCGGUAGCACCGGUAGCACCAGCGGUAGCGAGCACUAUCUCUACGACGAGAACAGCAGUGACAACGAGAGUGUCUACAGCAGCGAUCAGGAGAAUCACGCGAGGGAGCGAAGUCGGAGUAAUCGGCGUGGCGGACCAUCGGGAAAAUGUCCGAGACAGGUCCAGGUUCAGCAAAGGCAGGCGGCAAACAUGAGGGAGCGAAGACGAAUGCAGAACAUAAACGAUGCCUUCGAGGGCUUGAGGGCUCAUAUACCGACCUUGCCGUACGAGAAGAGACUGUCAAAGGUCGACACGCUGAAGCUGGCAAUCGGUUACAUAAACUUCCUGAACGAGCUCGUCAGGGCGGACAAGGGUAACGACCCCUUGACGGGCAAUAGCGGUCUCUCGAGAUGUUCCAGUCGAGAUGAAUCCAAGAAGGUCAUAGUCCGUGGUAGCGGUGGGAAUCCAUUCAUCUCGCACUCGCUCUCGUGGUCGAGAAAAUCGGAUAUCUCGCCGAACGGCACGAUGUACGCGAAGGUCUGGACGCCAGAAGAUCCGCGAACAUCGAAAAAUGGGACGACGUUUGAGUAGAUGGCGAAUUUAAUUUCGUUUUAUGAGUAAGCGGAGGAUCGGACACAUCGCACGGUUGUGAAAACAUUUCUCAUCUAGAGUGUUAUUUAGUGUCUAAGGGAAAUGUUUCUAGUCACUGGUCCUCGUUAUUUGUACCUUACGAUCAUCGAAGGUCUCCGAUUUUUUGGACGACGAAAAUGGUCACCAGUUUAUACAUCUCUCGCGAUUUCAUCAAAAAGGUACGGUAAAUCGAAUUAACCAUUGCAAAAUACACGCGUUUGAGUUACAGAAAUUUUUUAUUUAGAAAAUGGAAACAAUUAUAAAUGAGAAUUAGAUGAAUAAUAAUAAA
Molecule: messenger RNA, 2576 nt
Organism: Acromyrmex echinatior (Panamanian leafcutter ant)
Lineage: Eukaryota; Metazoa; Arthropoda; Insecta; Hymenoptera; Formicidae
Gene: Fer1
Product: 48 related 1
Biological process (GO): regulation of transcription by RNA polymerase II; developmental process
Molecular function (GO): DNA-binding transcription factor activity, RNA polymerase II-specific; RNA polymerase II transcription regulatory region sequence-specific DNA binding; protein dimerization activity
Source: RefSeq, a predicted model, not a curated record